Messenger RNA from Cherax quadricarinatus, 2407 nucleotides. RefSeq lists its product as uncharacterized. Gene Ontology annotation, cellular component: lysosomal membrane. NCBI's taxonomy places the organism in Eukaryota, Metazoa, Arthropoda, Malacostraca, Decapoda, Parastacidae. The record is from RefSeq and is a predicted model, not a curated record.
UCCGUGAGGGGUACGUCUAUCGGGAAGCAGGACUUGAUACACCUUAAGUUGUCAUUGAUCCUUAUAAACCCAACAAGAGGAAAAAGAAGAUGGAGAAUAUGUUUAAAUUCCUAUUUAUUUGUGUUUUUCUUGCAUAUUGUACUCCCUCGGUCAAGGGAGAAUAUGAAGACAAGAGGUGUAUUUGCAUCUGUCCUGAUCCAUCGGUUGUCAAUGGGACGAAGAGUAAUCGCAUGGUAUACAAAGAACCUGUAGCCCCUAGCAAGUGUGACUGUGACAAUGUAGUUCUACCUAAAGUUGCUGAUGACAUCAGGGGCCGUGAACAGGAAUUCUGCCCUCGCUGUGAGUGCAAAUAUGAGAGCCGCAACAGCACUACUAUCAAAGUAGUGGUCAUCCUGGUUAUCUGGAUCAUCUCCUUACUGGUGGUGUACAUGGGCUUUCUCUUAUGCCUGGACCCACUGCUCAACAAACGACGCUCGCAGCCUUCAUACCAGGAACACACAAAUGAAGACGAUGAUGCUGGGGUUGUUGGGGGAGCCCCAGGAAUGGCUCAGCCUCUCCGUGUGCGGCCCAAUGUUCUGGGUCGUGUGGGUCAUCAGCAAGACAAGUGGAAGCGACAGGUUCAAGAACAGCGCCGUCACAUUUACGAUAGACAUACCAUGCUUAAUUAAAUUGUUUGUAACAUUUUGGUUAACUAGAAUACAGAAUACCCAGUGAUAAUUUUGAAGUACAUUAAAUGUUAGUGUUAACAUUCCUUUCAUAAAAUUGUCUUCCUUUAUUUGUUUUAUUCUCUUAUUUUCUUUGUAGAUAAAUUAUAUAAAAUACAUAACAUAUGCUUUGCAUUCUCUGUACUUUUGUUGGUUAAGGUCAUGUUUUAAUAUCAUACUUGGGAUACAUCUAUAUAAUAAACUCAACCUCGCCUAGGUUGUCUUUUGUUUUUCGUAAAAGUUUCAGCAAUAUGCUUUUCUGUCAUACCAACUGUUGUAUAAAAAAAAGGAUGAAUUGAAUACUUCAUAAUUCUAGAUACAGAAGAUUUGAGUAAAAAAAAAAUAAGAUGUAAAGGUAGAUCCAAGUUAGUUGAAGGGAAACUUGAGGAAGGAGGUAAAUAAGAGCAGCAGAUUACACUGACAAUGUCUGUGCAAAGGAAGUUGCACUUGAAUUCCCCAAUACAGAGCAAUAAAACAGGGAUGAAAUAGUGUUAUAUUUCGAUAUAUUUUGCUCUAAUGAGCAAAAAUACAUGUAGAAACAGUAUAUGUAUUGCAGGCAUCAGCAAUGUAGUAGAUAGGAGCACAGCUUCAACUAAAAUUUCAAGUGGUACAGAAUUUGGAAACCUGCUAAGUGUAUAUUUUAUUUCAGUUCUUGAAUUAUUAGCUCAAUGGUGCUGAGCUGACUGGGUAGGUGAAAACUAUACCAGAGCUGGAAGUGGACUAUCAUAAAAAUAUAGUGAUAUAGUCAUACAAAUAUAGUUGUAAGAAAGUUGUAAAUCCAUGUUGGCUGACAUGUGAAUAGCACUUCUGUAUUAAAUGAACUCUCAUAUAGACGAUAAACCUGAAGAUGAGUGCUGCAUAUGAGUGGGAGGCCACAAUAUACACUACUUAUCUUUUAUUUUACUGUCUGUCUGGGUUAAUGUUGUUGAUCACUGUGUAUUAUGCAUUUGAGUCCCCCCUUUCAUGUACAGUAACUAAAUAUAGUGAUGGAACAGUGUGUAGAAUAAAAAAAUGGUUUAUAUCAUUAUUUUGUGUAAAAUUCGAUUUUCUGUCUUUUUUAGAGCCAGAUGUAAGGGAUGUUCACUUCUGUCCUCUACAGGAAUCCAAAAAAAAAAAUGGGAGAAUGAAAAUAUUUGUUUUUUGUUACCAUCAAGGGAUAGCAGUUAUAUUCCUCUUACACAUAAUAUAUUAAGUUGAUGGUAAAUGCUUUGGUAGGCUUUUUGCAGCAUAUACAAUGUACAGUGUAUAUUUUUUUUUCAACACACCGGCCACAUCUCACCAAGGCAAGGUGACGUAACAAGAAAAAACAAGUUUUUUUUUUUUACGUCGCCUUGAAAAGAAAAGAAAAACAUGAGUUUUCCUUUUUAAAUUUAGUAAUUUAUACAAGAGAAGGGGUUACUAGCCUCUCUCACUCAGCAUUUUAGUCGCUUCUUAGGACAUGUAUGGCUUACAGAGGAAGAAUUCUUUUCCAUGUCCCCAUGGAGAAUAGUAUAUAUAUAUUUAUAUAUUGCUGAUGCAUUCAUAAACUAUAGUAUUAUUUAAAUAUUAUUUUAAGGUAUUAUAUUUAAGGCAUUCACAUUAGUUGUGGGCUAAAGUUGAAAUGCCUCGGUGGGAGACGGCCGACUUGUUGAAAAAAAAAAAAAAUUGUAAACUUUUCAACUUAAAUUUAUUAAAAUGUGUAAUGAAUAAAUUAUUGCUCUUUA